Molecule: messenger RNA, 822 nt
Organism: Tuber melanosporum (Perigord truffle)
Lineage: Eukaryota; Fungi; Ascomycota; Pezizomycetes; Pezizales; Tuberaceae
Exons: 3
Coding region: 1-492 (163 amino acids)
Source: RefSeq, a predicted model, not a curated record
AUGGUCCAAAAAAAUAAAUCCCACAGAGCCCCGCUCCCAGAUUCCCGCAAAAUAACAAUCCCGCGAUUAAUCCUCCGCAUCCUGCAAAUCCUGAUCUCCCUAGCGGCAUCAGGAAUCUACGGCCGGGACCUUCAAUCCGCGACAAAGAAUGGCGAGCGCGCUGACUCUCGCUGGGUCUUCGCGGAGGUGGUCGUGGGUGUUAGUAUCGUGCUAGCCGUGGUCUACAUCCUGCCGUUCGUGAGGAGUUUUAGGACCUUCUAUUUGGAUGGGAUUGUCUUUCUCUUCUGGGUUAUUUUGUUGGGCAUCUUUGGGAUGUUGUUUGGCAGGGUUGACUGUCGUGGGGAUGGGGAUUGUCGGAGGAUGAAAGGUGGGAUUUGGGUGGACGUUGUGGGGGUCUUGUUGUGGUUUGCUACGUUUGUUGGUGGUGGGGUCAUGUGGUGGAAGGACAGGCAUGGUAGGAGCAUUUACACUGGGAGGGGCAGUGUGGCCUAAGGGCGAGGAAAUCCAAAGGAUAUGAAAGUAUCGUAGAGAGAGGGGGGUUGGUGGGCUAGGUUUGGAUUUGAGAUCGCUGGUCGAGGAUAGUUGAUCGAUUGACGGAAGAAAAAAAGGCCAAUGGAUGGAUGGACGAAUGGACGAAUGGAUGGGUAACCUGGAGUACUGGCGCAUUCACUAUUAUUUUAUUUUUCCGUUUUCAGGGUGUUGGGGAUGCGGGGAUUCGCUGUAUUAUAAUAUGAUAUCCCUUGAAGGGAGGGGAAAAAAAAAAUUCCCGGUUUGGAUUGCAUUAACCCGAAUAUUUUUAAUGACAAAAAACCGAUAACAAAA